Octopus bimaculoides (California two-spot octopus) is the source of this 802-nucleotide messenger RNA. Its product is annotated as kazrin-like. The record is from RefSeq and is a predicted model, not a curated record. Gene Ontology annotation, molecular function: protein binding. NCBI's taxonomy places the organism in Eukaryota, Metazoa, Mollusca, Cephalopoda, Octopoda, Octopodidae.
AUGGCUAAGAAAUAUCUCAAAGCUGUUGAAAUCGACCAUAAUUGGGUCUCUGAAAGAUGGAUUCCAGACCUCGGUUUGUCUCAGUAUAAAGCAACAUUUGAAUUACAAUUAGUUGAUGGUCGCAUGUUAAAUAAUUUGACCAAAAAAGAUUUGGAGAAGUAUUUUGCUAUUCAUCGCAAAUUUCAUCAUGCCAGUAUACUUCAUGGAAUCGAACUUCUGAGGUCUUUAGAUUUUGACAAAGAAGAAUAUGCUGACAAACUGAAGGAAACUGGAGUUCAUGGAGCACUAAUUGUUAUGGAACCAUCAUUUACUGCAGAGACGCUUGCAACAGCAUUAGGAAUCCCUCCAUCUAAAUCUUAUGUCCGGCGUCAUCUUGUUUCAGAACUUGAAGCCCUUAUAAAGCCUGCAAGGGAGGAGCUAGAAAUUACAGGUCUAAAAAGAAAAUCCGGUGGAGGAUCUCUUGGCCGAACGUUUACUCGAUCUUUCCGCUCUACCACAAGUAUUGAUGAUCUCACUCCCAAGCCCCGAAUGAGUAUUAGGGGAUCUCUUGGGAAAGCAUUCAGUCGGAAAAGCAAACACUUUGAAUCUAAGGAUAACAAUAGUAUUGACACACCAGUAAGCAUUAAACAAAAAAUCAUGGAUCCAGUAGCAACACAACAAAACCAAUCAAGUCCUCUUGAUUUCUCAUCUACAGCCGUGUGAUAGUGUCAAAGGCAGGCUAUCAAAUUCAUGUGCAAUUCUUUAAUCCUUUCUACUUGUUACAACAGAAUUAAAACUAGUAGCUAAGUACUAAGAUAACCAA